Aegilops tauschii subsp. strangulata is the source of this 637-nucleotide messenger RNA. RefSeq names its product cyclin-B1-2. Gene Ontology annotation, biological process: proteasome assembly. NCBI's taxonomy places the organism in Eukaryota, Viridiplantae, Streptophyta, Magnoliopsida, Poales, Poaceae. Gene Ontology annotation, cellular component: nucleus; cytoplasm. The record is from RefSeq and is a predicted model, not a curated record.
ACGGAGCAGAACCCCAGAGAGAACAGAGAGAACAGAGAGAGAGAGAGAGAGAGAGAGAGAGAGAGAGAGAGGAAGAAGAGAGCCUGAGCAGCGACGAUGGCGAGCUCGAUGACGAAGAAGGAGAUCGGGCAGACCCACGACGUGCUCCGCUUCGGCGUCAACGACAGCGUCAGGGGCGACCUCGCGCCGCCGCACCCCGUCCAGGCCACCAUCCAUAAGGAGACCAAGUUCUGGGACGACAAGAAGAGGUUCGGGACCGAGGCCAUCUACGGGUCCGCCUUCAACAUCCGCAAGGAUCUGGACGCACAAAUCCUCUCCAGGUUCCAAAGGCCCCCAGGUGCAUUGCCAUCAUCGAUGCUAGGAUAUGAGGCAAUGACAGGUUCCUUGGAUGAUUUUGGAUUUGAAGAUUACCUUAACUUGCCCCAGGACUCUGACAGCCUGCGCAUACCGGACAUGCACCACGGGAUGGAGGUUCGGCUUGGCCUGUCGAAGGGGCCUGUCUGCCCCAGCUUCAGUUGAUUCCUUCCACCCAUGUAUUUGUCUUGUGCUUCCCGUCCAGCAUCUAUGGCAGUUUCAUGGAUUGGUGAAACGUGAGAAGUAAAUAAAUGGGUAUUGCAUCAGUUUGAAUUUCUUGAAA